Cladocopium goreaui is the source of this 331-nucleotide messenger RNA. NCBI's taxonomy places the organism in Eukaryota, Dinophyceae, Suessiales, Symbiodiniaceae. The record is from the annotation of a GenBank genome assembly.
GUUUCGCCAAGCACCUCCUGCUGGGUCGCUUCCCGAAGCGGAAGUCCGGCCCGGUGGAUCCGCUGGGCGCCGCAGAUGUCGCAGAUGUCGCGGAUGCCAGUGCUGAGGCGGAUGACGAGGAGAAGUUUCUGCCUGAAGGGGAGACUGAUGGCAUGGAAGAUGUCUCUGCCAGUGAAAAUCAGGCCGUCUCCAACCCGCGUGGCGUGCCACGCCGCGUUGUUCCCUCCACUUCCGCAGCGGCGCAGCGUGCCGCGCGCGCGCGAGCGCGGGCCUUGCGGCCGCCGCGGGUGGUCCGGAUCAAACGUAUCCUUCAGAAAGAGCCGGACGUGAG